Spinacia oleracea (spinach) is the source of this 1539-nucleotide messenger RNA. RefSeq lists its product as uncharacterized. NCBI's taxonomy places the organism in Eukaryota, Viridiplantae, Streptophyta, Magnoliopsida, Caryophyllales, Amaranthaceae. The transcript is spliced from 2 exons. The record is from RefSeq and is a predicted model, not a curated record. Gene Ontology annotation, cellular component: chloroplast. Bases 107 to 1069 code for a protein of 320 amino acids.
CCACUGGCAAUCAAAAUCAAAAUACCUUUCCAAAAUUAUCACUGAUAACGGUGAGAAGUGAAAACUUCUUCCAAAUCUUGAAAAACCCCAGAAAUUCCACUCAUCAAUGGCGUCCAGUAUCCCAGCAAGCAACGCCCUUACCUUCUCUUUCCUCCAUAAACGAACCCAAUUCCUCACGCCCUCAAUAACCCACUACAAACUUCACACCCCUAACCCACUCCCUCCUCUAACCCUCCAAAAGGGCACUCCCCAUUUCUCCCUUAACCCUCUUUUUCUCUCUCCUCCCUCCACCCUAAGGGCACCCGCAACAAAGAAUUCAGAAAAUACACUAAUAAACAACGAAUUAAAUGUCACAAAUAUUGGGGAAAAACCCUUAAAAACAGUUUUGUGGGUGUUGUUUUGGACAUCCGUUUCUCUUGCUGUUUUCGCCUUCUCUAAAGAUGCCAAGGCAGCUGUUGUUUCCGUUGUUGCCAGUGAUUCUUCCAUUAAAGCUUCGAGCUUUGGUGUUAAAGUUGCGAGCUUUAUGAGGGGUUCUGGUUGGGCUGAUGAAGUGAUUGUUUUUGCUCUUGCUACUCUUCCUGUGAUUGAGCUUCGUGGGGCUAUUCCUGUUGGUUAUUGGAUGCAACUUAAACCUACUUCGCUCACUGUCUUAUCCAUUUUGGGGAACAUGGUCCCGGUUCCUUUCAUUCUACUUUACUUGAAGAAGUUUGCGAAUUUUCUUGCUGGGAAGAACCGCACAGCAUCAAGAUUUCUGGACAUGUUAUUCGAGAGAGCCAAGGAGAAGGCUGGCCCGGUGGAAGAGUUCCAAUGGCUGGGUUUGAUGUUAUUUGUUGCAGUGCCUUUUCCUGGUACUGGAGCGUGGACUGGUGCUAUCAUUGCUUCAGUGCUGGACAUGCCAUUCUGGCCUGCUAUAACAGCAAAUUUCUUCGGUGUGGUUGGUGCUGGACUUCUUGUCAAUUUGCUAGUGAACCUUGGUCUCAAGUAUGCUAUUAUAACCGGUGUUAUCCUAUUUAUUGUUUCAACAUUUAUGUGGAAUGUGCUUCGGAGUCUUAAAAAGUCUCUGAACUAAGUAACCUAACUGUUUUCAAAUUCUAUCAUCUAUGCCCACUCAUCUUUCUUGUAUGGCAUCUUUGCUGACCUUUCCUUCAACCCUACAAAAGUACAGACAGUAGCAGAUCAAUUCUUUCUCGGUUUCAUCCUACCUUGUGAAUGUUUUCUGAAAUUAUGAGAUGAUGAGAAACAAAUUGGUCUUGUUUUUGCCAUUCAACAACUAUCUUCAAAGUUGUUGUCCUUAUAACAGAUAGAGCUUCAAACUACUUUUGCAAAACGAUCCUGGAUCUUGUUCAAGAACUGUGUUUCUGAUCAGUCGAGUAAAUGUAUGUUCUGAGUUUUUCGAACAAUGUAUAGGUGAUAAUCAGUAAAUAGUUAUGUAUGUCACCUGAUGUUGUUUUUCUUCUGUGAGAGGCACAAACCAUACAAUGUGUGAUUUUCUCUUUGUGAGAUAGAUACAGCGUAUUGGACCUUGUUAUGUUGUAGUUU